Messenger RNA from Wickerhamiella sorbophila, 2286 nucleotides. Its product is annotated as Ribosome biogenesis protein ERB1. Gene Ontology annotation, biological process: ribosome biogenesis; maturation of LSU-rRNA from tricistronic rRNA transcript (SSU-rRNA, 5.8S rRNA, LSU-rRNA). Gene Ontology annotation, molecular function: protein binding; ribonucleoprotein complex binding. Gene Ontology annotation, cellular component: PeBoW complex; preribosome, large subunit precursor. The coding region runs from base 1 to 2286 and encodes 761 amino acids. NCBI's taxonomy places the organism in Eukaryota, Fungi, Ascomycota, Dipodascomycetes, Dipodascales, Trichomonascaceae. The record is from RefSeq and is a predicted model, not a curated record. The transcript has a single exon.
AUGCCCAAAAGACAGUUGGACAAUGACGUCGAACCCGAAGAGUUCCCGCCAUUAACUAUGGAGUCAGACUCUGAAUCAGAGUCUGAGGUCGAAUCCCAGGUUGUUUCUGUGCCCUCCUUGGACUCUGAUUCCGAGAGCGGCUUGGAUAGCGAUGAGCUACGUGAGUUGCAGGAGGAGUCAGAUUUCAACGAACAGGACCUGUUUAGUGACGAUGACGAAGUCAGGUACAUUGAAGGUGCUGAUGGCAAGCCUCGUCCCAUUAGGCCUCCUAUUGAUCCCCAUUACAGUAGCGACGACAGCGAUGUUGACGAAGCAAACACUAUUGGCAACAUCCCCGUUUCCGCCUACGAGAAAUUCCCUCACAUUGGUUACGAUAUAGACGGCAAACGUGUGAUGCGCCCAGCAACUGCUUCUGCUAUUGAUUCGCUGUUAGAGACUAUUGAUUUACCUAAAGGCUGGACUGGUCUUGUUGACAAGAACACCGGUGGUAACUUGAAUUUGUCGAAAGAGGAGCUUGAUCUCAUUGACAGAGUGCAAAGCGGCAAGCUUCCCACCGACGAUAUUAAUCCUUAUCAGGAUACGGUGGAGUAUUUCACCUCUAAGCAAGAGGUCAUGCCCUUGACGGCCACUCCUGAGCCCAAACGUCGCUUUGUGCCCUCCAAACAUGAGGCUAAACGGGUUAUGAAGCUGGUACGUGCUAUUCGGGAAGGACGGCUUGUACUCAAGGAUAAGAAAGAUCACAAUGUCGACGACGACGGGCAGAUGAAGUUGAGCUCUAAGUUGUACGACGUCUGGGAGAAUGAAGAGUCCAAACCCGAAAACAGCAUGCACAUUCCUGCCCCCAAAAUGACUCCUCCUACCCAUGAGGAAAGUUACAAUCCUCCUCCCGAGUAUCUGCUUGAUGAUGAGGAAAAGGAGAAAUGGCUGGCCAUGGACCCAUCGGAGCGGGAGACAGACUUUAUGCCCCAGAAAUUCGGAUCCUUGCGCAAGGUUCCUGGUUAUGCUAAUGCCAUCCGUGAGAGAUUUGAACGCUGUCUUGAUCUGUAUCUUGCACCCCGCUCUCGUCGUAGCAAGCUCAAUAUUGACCCUGAUUCUCUAAUUCCCGAGCUGCCCUCCCCUCAAGACUUGCGUCCUUUCCCCAUUCGCUGCUCAGUGAUUUUCAAGGGUCACACUGGCCGUGUACGCACAUUGUCGGUUCACCCUUCUGGCCAGUUCUUGGCUACUGGCGGUGAAGAUGGAAGCGUUCGCGUAUGGGAAGCUCUCACUGGCCGUGAGCUUUGGCGGCUGGAUAUCAUCAAGGCCGAUACUUAUAACGAUGCCGAGGGCGGCCACCCAGACGACAGAAUCGAUGCUGUUGUUUGGCACCCCAAGGUUGAGACUGGAAUUCUGUCUGUGGCUGCAGGCGAUAAUAUUUAUCUUCUUGUGCCGGCCGGGGUCUUUGAUGGCCAUGUUGAAAACACAGGUCUUGAAACCAUGGAGCGUGGGUGGGCUUACCAGACUGAUGGCCGCACUGCCAAGGCAUCCACUAAUGUAGAUGAUGAUGGCGAGGAUAAGGAGCCUGCGCCCGUCAAGACUUAUGCACAAUGGACCAAACCUGGUCCUCAAUUGGCUGCGAAAGGAUGUGGAGUUGUUGUCAGAUGCACUAAAAGAGUCAAGAAGCUUGAUUGGCAUUCCAAGGGUGACUACUUUGUUACCGUGCUUCCAGAGUCUGGUCACUCUGCGGUCUUGGUUCACCAGAUGUCUAAACACACCAGUCAAAGUCCGUUCCGCAAGUCCAAGGGUAUUGUACAGGACGCCAAAUUCCAUCCUUUCCGUCCUCAUCUCUUUGUGGCUAGCCAAAGAUACGUCAGAGUCUAUGACCUGUCAGCUCAAUCUUUGGUCAAGCGUCUGCAGCCUGGUGCCAAAUGGCUGUCUUCGUUCGAUGUCCACCCUCGUGGUGAGAAUGUGAUUGCGGGGUCUUUCGACAAGCGUGUUACAUGGGUGGAUAUGGAGCUGAGCGAGAAGCCUUUCAAGAUGCUCCGAUACCAUAGCCGUGCUGUUCGAGAUGUCAAGUAUCAUCCCCGGCUUCCACUCUUCUGCUCGGCUAGUGAUGACGCUACGAUCAACAUUUUGCAUUGCACUGUCUACGACGAUCUUCUUAAAAACCCCCUGCUUGUUCCUCUCAAGAUCUUAAAGGGUCACAAAAUAUCGUCGAGUCUGGGUGUGCUCCAGGUCGCUUGGCACCCUCGCGAAGCAUGGCUAUUCAGUGCUGGUGGCGACGGUACAGCUAGACUUUGGACCACCUAA